GGAGAUGUAAUUGAAAAUAAGUUAUUUUGUUAACUUGGAAGAUAAAAGACAAAUGCUGCCUUAAUGACAUCUUAAAAUGUAUCGAGAAAUGAAAAUUACGCCCAAAGACCAUACACUGAAAAUUUAUCUGAAUUGUAAAUUUCAUUCGGUUUUAACAAACAAACACGACAAAUCCUCAUCAAAUCCUCCCAUAAAAAUUCCUUCCUACCAACUCCACACAACCUCCCUCGUUUUAAUUCUCUCACAACUUUUCUUAAUUUCCAGCGUCCACUGCAGUGGGGUGUACUCGCUGGAUGCCAGCGUGCUCUGCAACAAGGUACCUGGCCUGGUACCGGAGCAACGAAGAUUGUGCAGGGCCUACCCAGAAGCCAUGGCUGUUGUCGGCGAAGGAGCUGAAUUGGGAAUCGAAGAAUGCAGGCAACAGUUCAGUAGCAGAAGAUGGAAUUGCUCCAGCUCUGAAAACGAACCACCCUUGAUGUUCAUGACCAACAUUGCCAGCAAAGAGUCAGCGUUCGUGUCAGCGGCGAGAUCGGCUGGCAUCGCGUACGCCAUCACGAGAGCCUGCAGUAGGAGCGACCUCGCCGGAUGCGCUUGCGACAAGUCCGUCUCUAAGAGUGACUGGGAGUGGAACGGAUGUAGUGCGAACGUCAACUACGGGAUUAAAUUUUGCGAAAACUUCUUAGACGCCCGCGAAAAAUAUUCAGACAACUCACAAUCGCUGAUGAACCUGCACAAUAACCGUGCUGGUCGCAAGGUGUUGAGAUCGAGCAUGAAGAGAAACUGCAAGUGCUCCGGUGUUUCAGGUUCGUGCUCAGUCAAAACGUGUUGGACAUCCCUGCCUCUCAUGAAAACGAUUGGCUCAAAGCUGAUGAAGACGUACGAGAGAGCUCGCCAGGUGGAGGCGAUAAGAGGACAACGGAGUCUCAGCGCAGUCAUGUUGAAACUCAAACGUUCAGCAUCGAAAACUGAAAAGAAGCCAUCGUACAGAGAAUUGGUGUACCUGGCCGAAUCACCGGAUUAUUGUAAAAAAAAUCGAACCAUUGGCGUGCUCGGUACAAAAGGCAGACAAUGUGAUCGAAAUGGAGACGGUUUAGAGAACUGUCGACACGUCUGUUGUGGCAGAGGCUACAAUAACCAAGUGGUCACCAAACGCAAGAAAUGUGACUGUGUGUUCCAUUGGUGCUGCCAUGUGACAUGCAAGGAAUGCAUGGAGCUUACAGAAGAGAGUAGCUGCAGAUGAUUGCCUUGAUUAGCACAGCAUCAGCUUUAUAACUUAACGAUGAGAUGUUCCUAUUAUUAUUGAACACUUUCAUUAAAUUAUUUUUUCAUUUGAAAAUCUAACAGUUUUUUUGUUUUUAUAGCGGUUUAGUUAAUAUUUUUUAAACUUACAACUUUUUGUAAAUAUUUUUAUAAGAUUGGAACGAAUCUUUCAAUCUUCACAUUCCUCAACUUUUAUAUUAUUGAAUAUUAAUAAUUUUAUUUUUAUGAUUUCA
Molecule: messenger RNA, 1493 nt
Organism: Helobdella robusta
Lineage: Eukaryota; Metazoa; Annelida; Clitellata; Rhynchobdellida; Glossiphoniidae
Exons: 4
Coding region: 77-1240 (387 amino acids)
Biological process (GO): multicellular organism development; neuron differentiation; positive regulation of JNK cascade
Cellular component (GO): extracellular region
Molecular function (GO): frizzled binding; cytokine activity
Source: RefSeq, a predicted model, not a curated record